Mya arenaria is the source of this 777-nucleotide messenger RNA. RefSeq lists its product as uncharacterized. The record is from RefSeq and is a predicted model, not a curated record. Lineage: Eukaryota; Metazoa; Mollusca; Bivalvia; Myida; Myidae. The transcript is spliced from 6 exons. The coding region runs from base 1 to 702 and encodes 233 amino acids.
AUGAAAUCUGACCAAAAGAGAACAACGGAUGCGUGUUCAAACUGCAUAGAUGGCGAAAGAUGUGUUAUAGAUUUACAAAAAGGUGAGGUUCAUUGUAUAGACCCUUGCAAAGAAUUGGACAAUGGAGGAUGCAAAAACGAUGGUGAAUGUUACUUUGAUAGAAAGGCAAACUCUACAAAAUGUAGAUGCCAAAGUGACAGUGACCAUUUUGUUUACUCUGGAGAACAUUGUGAAAUUGCUGUUGAGAGACUGUCCCUGUCGUCAACGUACAUCGCUGCGAUUGCUGGUGGAUCAGGGGGUGCAAUCGUCGUAGUUCUGUCAGUGGUCAUUGUUUGUCUUAUCCUACGAAAGAAGAAGCAGAAGGAUGUUGACAAAAAUGAAAGUAUGAGCAUGGAGGAGUUCGGUCGAUCUCUUACAAAAGGCGGCCUGCGUCUGUCUUCUGAUAUGUAUCCGAGAAAACGCGAGGACACAUUAACGGUUGAAGGGAAAGAACACAAGAUCAUCACCGACAGCCGGGGAAACGAGGUGUAUAUGUACCAGCCGAAUCCAGAAGACAUUCAACGACAGACUUCUUCGCGUGUGACGUCAUCGGAGAGAGGCUUCAACAGGCCAAGGACUGCAUCUGUGUAUGACUACAUCGACACCGAAUCAAGGUGUGAGAUUCAACGGCCAAUUCUACGCGCAAAUGUCAACAGAAUAUAAACCACUUAAAAUCAUAUUCCAAAGAAGCAUAAUAUUCAUAGUGCAGGACUACAUUGCAAACAUUGUGUACUUAAA